Dipodomys ordii (Ord's kangaroo rat) is the source of this 962-nucleotide messenger RNA. It is a transcript of the gene Hoxa7, whose product is annotated as homeobox A7. Bases 133 to 846 code for a protein of 237 amino acids. Gene Ontology annotation, molecular function: RNA polymerase II cis-regulatory region sequence-specific DNA binding; DNA-binding transcription factor activity, RNA polymerase II-specific. The transcript has 2 exons. The record is from RefSeq and is a predicted model, not a curated record. Gene Ontology annotation, biological process: anterior/posterior pattern specification; regulation of transcription by RNA polymerase II. Gene Ontology annotation, cellular component: nucleus. NCBI's taxonomy places the organism in Eukaryota, Metazoa, Chordata, Mammalia, Rodentia, Heteromyidae.
GUGCUGCGGCGAGCUCCUUCCAAAAGAAAAUGGGGUUUGGUGUAAAUCUGGGGGUGUAAUGUUAUCAUAUAUCACGCUACCUCGUAAAACCGACACUGAAAGCUGCCGGACAACAAAUCACAGGUCAAAAUUAUGAGUUCUUCGUAUUAUGUGAACGCGCUUUUUAGCAAAUAUACGGCGGGGGCUUCUCUGUUCCAAAAUGCCGAGCCGACUUCUUGCUCCUUUGCGCCCAACUCGCAGAGAAGCGGCUACGGGGCGGGCGCGGGCGCCUUCGCCUCCACGGUGCCGGGCUUGUACAAUGUCAACAGCCCCCUCUAUCAGAGCCCUUUCGCGUCGGGCUAUGGCCUGAGUGCCGAUGCCUACGGCAACCUGUCCUGCGCCUCCUACGACCAAAACAUCCCCGGGCUCUGCAGUGACCUCGCCAAAGGCGCCUGCGACCAGGCGGACGAGGGCGCGCUGCGCGGCCCGGCCGAGGCGAAUUUCCGCAUCUACCCUUGGAUGCGGUCUUCAGGACCCGACAGGAAGCGGGGCCGCCAGACCUACACUCGCUACCAGACUCUGGAGCUGGAGAAGGAAUUCCACUUCAACCGCUACCUGACCCGGCGCCGCCGCAUCGAAAUCGCCCAUGCGCUCUGCCUCACCGAGCGCCAGAUCAAGAUCUGGUUCCAGAACCGCCGCAUGAAGUGGAAGAAAGAACAUAAAGACGACAGUCCAGCCCCCACUGCAGCCCCUGAGGGCACCGCCGUGCCCUCGGCUGCCAGCACUGCCGCCGCCGCCGCCGCCACGGCUGACAAGGCCGAAGAGGAGGAGGAGGAUGAAGAAGAGGACGACGAGGAGGAGGAAUAAGGGGCCUAUUCUGGGCCCCUAUCCCCUGCCCUGGACAGUCGGAAAAGAGUCUUUAAGAGACUCACUGGUUUUAUUUACAAAAAAAAAUAUGGGAAAUAAAAAGAAAAUGUAAAAAA